Molecule: messenger RNA, 2799 nt
Organism: Closterium sp. NIES-67
Lineage: Eukaryota; Viridiplantae; Streptophyta; Zygnematophyceae; Desmidiales; Closteriaceae
Source: the annotation of a GenBank genome assembly
CUACUGAAGUAGUAGUUGCAAUCCCGAUAUUCACGGUUCCGCGCUAUUUGCCGCCUGAUCCCCCAGCUUUCGCUCACGAUGAUCGGCGAUGUGCGAGUGUUAACUCCUCCUGGUGAAAGUUCCCCGCUCUCAACGUCAAGCUGAAGUUCAACAGUUCCCUACCAGUGGUAAUCUUGCCUACCAGUUCCGGCUUCACCUACCCCGAUAGUCGGUCGAAACCGUUUCCGAUGGCCCCGCAAACUGCGCCGGACCUUCGCAGUCCGAUUCUAUCACCAUCCGACGUUCCCCGUGCCAGCAGUUCAUUGGACUGGCCAAUGGCCUCUCGGAGUCCGAGUCUGCGCACCCGUUGCGCGCGAAAUCCUUCCCCCGACGGACUACGUCAGGAUCUAGUCGGAUCCCGCGCGCAUGACCGCGCGCGCAGUAUCUCGAGCACCAGCGCGGCACUCGGGCUUAGCCCCAGGACAAGUCCCAGCAAGAGCAGGAGGUCACUUUACCCCACUUCCCCCCAAUUCGCGGAAGCACGGGCCGAAGCCGUCACCGGAAGGAGGCGGGGCGACCGCGCGCCGUCACCCUUGAGAUCAUCUUCCCCCUCCGCCUCCCGCCCCGCCUCCGCGCUUCUUUCCCCGCCCGGCCGCUGCGGCGGCGGAAGCCCGCCGAGUUGGCGCCCCGCCGCGCUGACGACGGUGCGCAGCCCGCUCGCGCCGGUGGUGCGCCACAGAGCGACCGCAUCCAUCGACAUGGAGCAGCUCUGGGCUGAUGCUAGCUUCGACGAAUGCGGCGCGCCCGGCGGCGGAGAAGCGAAGUCCCCGGACCGGCGAAGAAACCGCGGGAUCGUCCGCGUUCACGCGCGGAAUCUUUCCCUCUCCGACUUCCGCACGUUCCGCGGCAGCGCGACGCCCCUCUCGCGCAUUUUCAACAGCCGCGGGGGCAGGGAUUCGAACCUCGCCCCAUCUGCCGCCGUGGCUUCCGUCGGCACUGCUGCUCCGGCCGCCGUUUUCGGUCAGCGGGACGGUUGCGCGUCCCCCGGGACAGCCGCCGACCGAACCGGAGAUAACGUGGCGGCACGGCUCGUCGCUUCCGAGAGCUUCCCUCCGCCUCGUGCGAUGCGCGACAGAAACCACCGCGGCGGAAUUGCGGGACUCGCCGCUGCCGCCGCUGCGGCCACCGGCGCGGCGGUUCCCCCGAAGUCGCCUCCUCCGCCGCGGUGGCGGGGGGGGUCCCGGGGAUCUACUGGCGGCCGCAGCCCGACGGGAGUUUCGGAGUCGGAAACGGCGGGACGGGUAUUCAGCGAAGCGUCGGAGCCUGCGACGGUUGUCCCGUUCGCAGCACGAGAGGAGUGCCGGGAUUCACAGCAGCAGUCCCACCCGUCGCACAGGCGAAGUCGCAGCUGGGGGCAGCUGCAGCCAGUGCCGAAAUCUCUCUCAGCGCUGUCGAAGUCUCCCGAGCCGAUCUUUUCUAGCAUUGACUCGGAGUUGCUCCGUGUGUCGCAGCAGCAGCAGCGGUGGGACGAGCAAGUGCGGCCCGUCGGCGACGGUGGCGAAACUAGCGGCAACGAUGGCGAAAAGGACGUGGAAAUGGACAGCGAAAUGGACGGCGAAAUGAACGGCGAAGGUUCGCGAGGCCCAGCGGCGGCGGUGCGGCAUCAUGAUGAGAUGAUGAAUUCGGAUUUUCUGGAGUACUUUGGCGAAGUCGCGCAGUCAUGGCAAUAGACACUGCAGUAUGGGCGCUCGACUAGGAGCGGAAGCCAUGGAAGCAGCGAAAGCAGAAGCGUCUCAGUGAUUAGUAGGCGAGGUCCCUCAGCCCUCUGCUCUGCAAAUGAUCACACGCCCAUUUGGGGAGGCGGGCAGGGGAGGGAGCGUGGGCGAGGAACGAGCGGAGGGAACGGAAGGGAGGGAGGAUUAGAGACGCCGUGGUGCUCGUGCAGUCUAAGCAGCGGCGUUGGGAGGGGGAUUUGCUGGCAGGUGCAGAGCUUUGAGGUGGCCUACUGCCAGUGGCUGAUGGUGCUCACGGUGUGCCGUUACAUGCUGCUGCUGCUGGUGCCUACAGUGUCGACUGCCAGUAGCUGAUGGUGCUCUCAGAGUGCCUUCACGUGCUGCUUCUGAUGAUUGUACCGGCCUGCCUGCCUAUCUGCCUAGGGUCAACUCUGUCAGUGCUGGUGAGGGUGAGGCGGAGGAGUGGGGAGAAGCAGGGAGAGAAGGGGGGAAACAGCCGCGGAUCAGCCACCACAUCACCUGUAUCUGACUCUGACCUUACUCGUGCAGCUGACGCCAUCCAUCCACCCUCCUUUUUCCCUCCCCAAGUCCCAUAAGAUCCUUUCUACCUUUCCUAUAUCCUAUUGGCCUUGCUUCGGGCUCCUCGAGGACACAGGUUUGGAUAUGUCGAGACUAGUGCCUUCGUCCGUAUCUACACUGGAUGGUGGUCGGUGUUGUUUCCUGCAAAGCAGAAUUCAAUCACCUUCCCAAGGUCCAGGCUGGGGUCUUGGGUCUAGCUCUGCUUUCAAAAGUUGCCAGUAGCUGGCAAGCAAACCAGUCUCAGGUUUGGAUGAUGUGUUUACCCGGCCCAUAUGGCAUGUACCAUAUGCGCUUGCACUUGUGCAACCAUUGGUGCUUGGGUGAGAACACUGCAGAGGUUGGGAUAUAGCAUGAAUAUUCUGGCUAACCAAGAUACAGACAGCCUCACGCAUACACACGCCUAUGGUAUGGGUUGAUGUAAUAGAGACAUGAUAAGCAUUAGGAGAGAAUCAUAACAUUGUACGAAAAUGAGUGAUUGAUGAGAUGUUGACAGUAAGGAAUUAGUGAU